Messenger RNA from Microthlaspi erraticum, 285 nucleotides. The record is from the annotation of a GenBank genome assembly. NCBI's taxonomy places the organism in Eukaryota, Viridiplantae, Streptophyta, Magnoliopsida, Brassicales, Brassicaceae.
AUGGCACCUCCUCCGUGUGCAUCUACUUCUCGAACGUUCGACGCACGGCGCGAUGAUAUAAUAGAUCUUGCAGAGGGGAUUAUACUCUUAACCGCUUGCUUUGUCUACAUCUAUGUGAUUGUGUACAUCUUAAUAUUGGGGUGGUUGAUUGAAAGAGAAGGUACUAAAAAGGAAUAUUUUCGCUUACGCGAUGUUGAACUCGGAAGGUUGCCUGCUGGAGAGCUCAUCCAAGAGCAAUCAGAUGGAGAGGAAAGCGGUUUGGCCAACGAUCACGGCCGCGGCUGA